AUGACCACCCUUGGCGAUGACCUCCUGCGGACAGUCAACAAGCUCCAGGACCUCGUCUUCAACACAAUAGGCAAUGACUCCCUUGACCUACCUCAGAUAGUCGUUGUGGGUUCCCAGUCGUCGGGGAAAUCCUCUGUGCUGGAAAACAUUGUUGGCCGCGAUUUUCUUCCGCGUGGAAGUGGGAUUGUGACUCGUCGGCCACUAAUUUUGCAGCUCAUCAAUAUCCCUCCAGAAGAUGAUGAUUCAGAUACCAAUGGCAACGGCGAUAUACACGUUCCCCAUACCGCGGCGAGCGUGGCAGAACACGGGGAAUGGGCAGAGUUUCACCAUAUCCCAGGCCGCAAGUUCACUGAUUUCAACCAAGUCAGGGCCGAGAUCGAGAACGAGACGGCGAGAAUAGCGGGCAAUAACAAGGGCAUCAACAGACAACCCAUUAACCUGAAGAUCUUUUCUCCCCAUGUCCUCAACCUCACCUUGGUCGAUCUGCCCGGCUUGACCAAAGUCCCUAUAGGCGACCAACCCUCCGAUAUCGAGAAGCAAACAAGGACCCUCAUCUCCGAAUACAUUGCCAAACCAAAUAGCAUCAUCCUCGCUGUAUCUCCUGCCAAUGUCGACAUUGUCAACUCGGAGGCCUUGAAGCUCGCUCGGCAUGUUGACCCCAUGGGAAGAAGGACCAUUGGCGUCCUGACAAAAUUAGAUCUAAUGGAUCAUGGCACCAAUGCUUUGGACAUUCUCUCGGGUCGCGUGUACCCGCUGAAGCUUGGAUUCAUUGGCGUUGUCAACCGAUCGCAACAAGAUAUACAGACUAACAAGCCCAUGUCCGAAGCUCUCAGAUCAGAGGCAGAAUUUUUCAGGCACCACCCCGCCUAUCGGAAUAUGGCAACAAGAUGCGGAACACAAUACCUAGCCAAAACCUUGAACACGACUCUCAUGGGCCACAUCCGCGAUCGGUUACCUGACAUCAAGGCGCGGUUGAACACCCUGAUGGGUCAGACACAGCAAGAGUUGGCAUCCUAUGGGAGCAAGCAGUUCAGCGGGAAGGAACAUCGCGGAUCAUUGAUCCUUCAACUCAUGACCCGCUUCGCGACAUCUUUCAUCUCCUCCAUCGACGGCACAUCGUCAGAAAUAUCAACAAAAGAGCUUUGUGGUGGAGCGAGGAUUUACUACAUCUUCAACUCUGUGUUUGGCAACUCUCUCGAAACCAUCGAUCCUACACACAACCUAUCUGUUCUCGACAUCCGGACCGCCAUCCGAAAUUCCACCGGCCCGCGACCGAGUCUUUUCGUUCCCGAACUUGCCUUUGACCUGCUGGUGAAACCACAAAUUAAGUUGCUGGAAAUCCCCAGCCAGCGGUGUGUGGAACUAGUCUAUGAAGAGCUCAUCAAGAUAUGCCAUACGUGCGGAUCUACCGAGCUGUCCAGAUUUCCCAGGUUACAAGGCAAGCUUAUCGAGGUUGUCUCAGAUCUUCUGAGAGAACGACUGGGUCCUUGUUCAAAUUAUGUCGAGUCGCUUAUUGCCAUCCAACGUGCGUACAUCAACACAAACCACCCAAACUUCCUUGGAGCGGCCGCAGCUAUGUCUUCGGUAAUUGCAAGCAAGAACGAGAAGGACAAGAAAGUCGCACAAGCUGAAGAGAGGCGGAAACGGGAGAAGCAGCGUAUGAAGCAAUUAGGCGUUAAUGGCGCCGCUACGCCAGACGAAGAAGAUGCUGAACAAGAAGACAAGCCUACCUCGUUGCCAACCAGGAAGCACCCGACAUUGAGCCGCAGCAUGUCACCCGCUGUGGCCCGCGAGCGCGAAAAUGGCCUAGGUAGCAUUUCCGCGGCUGCGGGGUCAGCAGGCGCAGCGAGAGAUUCGUUCUUGAAUUAUUUCUUCGGAAAGGAGGGCGGGCUACCAGGCGGUCCGCUACAGGGCAGCCCGGCCAUUGUUCCAUCGUCUGCCUCCGUGGCACAAAGACACACCAGUCACAGCGUCGAUCCGAGCUUUUCGCAAAGCAUACGACGGAUGGACCGUGGAAGCUUUACUGAUCGAUCGCCUGUGUACCCACCAGCGAUGCAUGACGACUACGCGCCCGGGUCCGAGUAUGGCGACUCAAGCUUACUAUUCCCUGAACAAAACGCAGAGCCUGCUCUGACGGAACGUGAAGCCUUGGAAACCGAGCUCAUCCGCCGUCUGAUCUCCAGCUAUUUCAACAUCGUCCGCGAGACCAUCGCCGACCAAGUGCCGAAAGCCAUCAUGCACUUGCUUGUAAACCAUUCGAGGGAUGAGGUACAGAAUCGUCUGGUCAGCGAGCUGUACAAGGAGGAGCUAUUUGGUGAGUUGUUGUACGAGGACGAUGGGAUCAAGAAGGAGAGGGAGAAGUGUGAAAAGCUCCUCGCGACGUAUAAGGAGGCCGCGAAGAUCGUGGGGGAAGUUUUGUAG
Messenger RNA from Fonsecaea multimorphosa CBS 102226, 2421 nucleotides. RefSeq lists its product as uncharacterized. NCBI's taxonomy places the organism in Eukaryota, Fungi, Ascomycota, Eurotiomycetes, Chaetothyriales, Herpotrichiellaceae. Bases 1 to 2421 code for a protein of 806 amino acids. The transcript is spliced from 2 exons. The record is from RefSeq and is a predicted model, not a curated record. Gene Ontology annotation, cellular component: mitochondrion; microtubule; peroxisome. Gene Ontology annotation, biological process: peroxisome fission; mitochondrial fission. Gene Ontology annotation, molecular function: GTPase activity; GTP binding; microtubule binding.